AUGGACGAGUUUGUUUCUCUUCUGAAGAUCCUCAAGAAGAACGACAAGAUUGCACAAAACGUUCUUCUUAUGAUUUCGGAAAGUUUCAGGUAUAAUGAAGAGGUGGUGGGCGAUGCGCUUAUUAAACACCACAGGAAUCUUCUCUUGAGAGAGCCGGUUUUGGACUUUCUUUUUCUACUCUGCAGCAAGGACGCAAGAUAUCUAGAUCUCUUUAGAAAAUACAGGGGAGAGUUCGAUGUGGACCACAAGAUUUCCAGGCUGCUGUCUGAAGAGAACUUGGAGGGGAAGCCCAAAAGGCCAAAGAUAGACACAAAGGGAAGCACCGAGCCAGCAGAUGCCAGGAGAUCCAAUGAUGCGAAGUGUGCGCCUGUGGACCCUACGGUGGGGGGCGAUCCCAAGAAUAAGGACGUAUCCAAUAAAAAAAUAGGAAAAAACGUGCUUGAGGAGGCGAGAUCAAAAAACUCGUGGGACAAAAAAGAACAUGGGUUUGAGAUCUUGAAUAACGAAUGUUUGAAGGCCGAGGCGGAUCCAUCCAUCCUGUACCCGCCCAGCCAAUGCAAGCUGUGUGGUCUAAGAUACGAGGAUACGCCCGAGGGCGAUGAGCAGAUGGGAAUUCACAUCGACGAGCACAGGAGAAAGGCAAGGGUCCUGGGAGAGAAGGACUGCAUAAGCAGGGAGUUCUUCCCGACCCUCGAGGCGUGGACCAAGAAUAUCGAAAAAAUUAAGCUUAGGCUAGAAGUCGAGAAGGUCGAGAAAAUUGCCCACUCUGGGGGCCCUGCAUUUUGUGAUGUCUGCCGCAACAGAAUAGAGGUUGAGUGGGACGACCAGGAGGACAGAUGGAUUCUCAGGGAUGCCGUCUCCCUUGAGAAGGGAGGAAGGACGAGCUUUUGCCACAGAAAAUGUGUUUUGUAG
Molecule: messenger RNA, 912 nt
Organism: Encephalitozoon hellem ATCC 50504
Lineage: Eukaryota; Fungi; Microsporidia; Unikaryonidae
Exons: 1
Coding region: 1-912 (303 amino acids)
Source: RefSeq, a predicted model, not a curated record